GGGCAGCCCAGGAAGGCAAGCCCUUUCCUUUGUCCGGGGGAGGCAAGAGGCGCGGCGCUCCAUGGCCUCCCGAGUACACGCGUAACGUGAGAACGAUAAAGUGGGGAGCUUGCGGCCCCCCCAGGCCAUGUCUACAGAGAGCUCCCCUCUGCUCAGCUACCGGCUCUUCCGGGUCUCUAGCGAGUGCGAGAUGCCAGGGGGCGGCCAGGAAGAGGCCCCCCUGGUGGUGGGGGUGGCGGGGACAGCCACGGGGAGCUCCCACCAUGACCCGGCCCGGCAGCUGUCGACGUUCUUCGGGGUCAUCGUCCCCACGGUCCUCUCCAUGUUCAGCAUCGUGGUCUUCAUGCGUGUGGGGUUUGUCAUCGGCCACGCAGGCUUCCUGCAGUCUCUCCUUAUGUUGGUGGUGGCGUAUGUCAUCAUUUCCUUGACCGUCCUGUCCGUCUGUGCCAUCUCCACCAAUGGAGCGGUCCAGGCAGGCGGGGCUUACUUCAUGAUCAGUCGGACCCUGGGCCCCGAAUUUGGCGGCAGCAUCGGGCUCAUGUUCUACCUGGCCAACGUCUGCGCUUGCGGCGUCUAUGUCCUUGGGCUGGUGGAAGCCAUUCUGGACGACUUUGGAGCAGACGGAUCCGACCCUCCCGGGGCGAAGGCUCUCCCCCAGGGCUACCUGUACAGCUUCCUCUACGGCUCAGUCGUCCUCCUGGUCUGCCUACUGGUCUGCCUGGUGGGGUCCCAUAUCUACUCCCGGGCGGCCUUCUUCAUCUUCCUGGUGGUCAACGCUGUCCUCAUCACCAUCUUCGCCAGCUUCUUCGCCGUGUCGCCUCGGGAGAUCGUGGUCUCCCGGGACGGGAACCACAGCUUCAACGCCUCCUUCACCGGGUUCAACGUCUCCACCCUCAGGGACAACAUGUAUGCCAUGUACUCUCGCGAUUACACCACCAACAACAUCAUGUCCUUCGCCACCGUCUUCGCCGUCAUGUUCAACGGCUGCACGGGCAUCAUGGCCGGGUCCAACAUGUCAGGGGAACUUAAAAACGCCAGCAGCUCCAUCCCGAAAGGGACCAUCAUUGCCGUGGUCUACACUUUUGUCAUCUAUUUCCUUCUCUUCUUCAUGACCAGCUUCACCUGCGAGAGGGCUCUGCUGAAGGGGGACUACGGCUUCUUCCGGGCUAUCAAUGUAUGGCCUCCCUUUGUCUUGAUCGGCAUCUACUCUGCGUCGCUCUCGGCAUCGAUGAGCAACCUCAUCGGCGCGUCGCGGAUCCUCCACGCCCUGGCAAAGGACGACCUGUUUGGAAUCGUCCUGGCUCCAGCGAAGAUUGUUUCCAAAGGGGGCAACCCGUGGGUGGCCGUCCUCUACACCUGGGCGCUUGUGCAGCUAGUCCUCUUUGUCGGGAAACUGAACACCAUCGCCAGCAUCGUCACCGUCUUCUACCUCGUGGCCUAUGCCGCCGUGGACCUGGCCUGCUUGGCGCUGGAGUGGGCCUCCGCCCCCAAUUUCCGCCCCACCUUCCAGGUGUUUUCGUGGCACACCUGCCUCCUGGGCAUCGUCUCCUGCCUGGUGAUGAUGUUCCUGAUCAGUGCGGCCGGCGCCUCUGGCAGCCUGGGGCUCAUGCUGCUGCUCCUGGGCUUCAUCCACCUGCGCUCCGCCGCUUCCUCCUGGGGCUACAUCAGCCAGGCCCUCAUCUUCCACCAGGUCCGGAAGUAUUUGCUCCUCCUCGAUAUCCGGAAAGACCACGUCAAAUUCUGGCGGCCCCAGAUCCUCCUUAUGGUGGCCAACCCCCGGGGGAGCUCCCAGCUCAUGAAGUUCAUCAACCACCUCAAAAAAGGGGGCCUCUUUGUCCUGGGGCACGUGGAGAUCGGGGACCUUGACACGAUGCCCUCCGACCCCAUCCAAGCCCACUACAACUUCUGGCUGAGCCUAGUGGACAAGCUGAGCAUCAAGGCCUUCGUGGACCUCACCCUCUCGCCUUCGGUCCGCCAAGGGACGCAGCACCUCCUCCGGAUCACCGGCUUGGGAGGGAUGAAACCCAACACUUUGGUCCUUGGCUUCUAUGACGACUGCGUCCCGGAGGAUUACUUCCUGCAAGACCCGGCCUUCAGCCAAGCGCGGGAGAACGACGAGUUCGGUGUGGACCUGCCGGCCCUCCAGGCCCACUUCCCGCCGGUGAGGGAGGCGGAGAGCCAGCGAGCCUUGAGACCCUCUGAGUACGUGGCCAUCAUCUCCGACGCGGUGAAGAUGCACAAGAACGUCUGCCUGGCGCGCUACUUCCACCUGCUGGAGAAGGACCUGCCGCCCUCGUCUUCGUCGACCUCUUCCAAGCGGCGCUUCGAGGGCCGCUACAUCGACGUGUGGCCCCUCAACCUCCUGCGCCCCAACUCGCCCACCUACGUGGACAUCUGCAGCCUCUUCCUGCUGCAGAUGGCUUGCAUCCUCACCAUGGUCAGCUCCUGGAAGGCCGCGAGGCUCCGCAUCUUCCUUUGCGUGGAGUCGGGAGACGUGGGCUGGGUCAGCAAGGAGGAGAAGCUGAGGGAGCUCUUGACCAAGCUGAGGAUCAAGGCCACCAUCAAGAUCGUCACGUGGGACCAGGUGGUGGCCCUCCACGGCCACCCCCAGCAUGCCGCGGGGCCCCGGGGGGACCCUGAGAGGCCGGACCCUCCCUCCGGGGCCGGAGGCUGCCCCGAGAAACCGGCGAGAGAGACCUACCUGAACGCCGCCACCUUCCAGGUGACCGACGAGUAUUUGGCCUCCGUCAACGACCUGCUCUUGAAGCAAGGGGGGCAGACGGCCGUGCGCUUCCUCUACCUCCCGCGCCCCCCGGCCGACACCUCGCAGUACGAGCGCUACCUGGAGCAGCUGGCGAUCCUGACCACAGACCUGGGGCCCACUCUGCUCAUCCACGGCCUGACGCCCGUCACCUGUACGGAGCUCUGAGGAGGACCUGGGGUUUGGCGGGGGCAGAGGGGUGGAAAAUCUAGGUGGUUUUGUUUCUUUUUUGGUAUUUUUACAAAAGAAAUAAGGUGCCUUGUCUCUCGAGUGAAGUGAAUGGUGAGAAAAUUUGCCCUGGUGGUUUUGGAGAGGUGGCUUUGGAAAAGGGCAGAGAGGACCUUGCAAGGCCCGGGUGGAUUUGGGGAGUCUUGAGUGAAGGCCCAGCAAGCUUGAAGGGGGCGAAGAGAAAGGUUGGGCGGGGGCUGCUUCUUUUUAUGUUUUUAAGGAGAGGGACUCCCCUGGACACACACACGGUUCGGAAAUGCCUUCUUAGCCGCAACAUGUAGCAGAGGCCUUGGCCCACCGGGAUCUGUUAGACAGGGCAGUUCUUGCACAUAUAUAUUUCCCUUGCAACCUGUCCUUUGCAAGCUGCUCCAUCAGGAUUCAUAUGAGACGCACAGACCAGUUUGCCAGGCACGUCGAUGCUCUUCCGCCUGCCAUGGAUUCUUCUCCCGCACAGACACCUCCUCAGGGAAAACGAAGGCAGUGCCCCAACAGUAGCAAUAGGGUGGCCUUUUUGCUGCUCGGCUCUAAGAUUUGCUCCUUCAGGCAACGCCCCUGCAGCCUUACUCCUGAAAUUAGAAACGGUGGAUUGGGCCCCAAGUCCACUUGUUCAGCGCAUGCUACCUUGACUCUAGGGCUACAUUCGCACCAUUUAAACCGCGGUGAUAUCACUUUAAACAGGUAUGGCUUCCCCGGAAGAAUCCUGGGAUCUGCGGUUUGUUAAGGGGGCCUAGAGUUGUUGGGAAACCCCCUGUUACACACACACACACAAACAAACUUCAGUUUUAACAAUCAGCCCCUCUUCCCAGGGAACUCUGGGAGUUGUAGCCCUGGGAGAGGGGGAUCAACAGCUCUCAGCACCCUUAAAAAAAACCUACAUCUCCCAGAGUUCUUUGGGGGAACGCAUGACUGUUUAAAGUGGGUUUUUUAGCGCUUUUAGCUGCCCGGUGCGAAUGUGGCCCAAGACCCAAACACAGAAGUUACUUGACACCUUUCCAACUUCCACAAGGCAUCUUUUGAAUGUGUGGGUGUGUAUGUGUGUUAAGGGGUCUCUCUAGGACACUGAGUCAACCCCGCGACCCAGACUACUGGCAGGGUGGUCCCCUGCCAUUGUUUUAGAGGCCAUGUUCCUUUCAGGACGGAGGUGAAACUUCUUCCUUGCACAUGAAUCUAGACCCUGAGGACGCUUCCUUCAUUCCACUCCCUUUGAUAGCUGCCAUAUUGCUUUGUUUGCCCCCCCAUUUUAAAAGUCAUUCCUCACCUUCCCCAACCUGGUGCCCCCCCAAUAUUUUGGAAAUUAUCUCCAGCCAGGAGCGGUAAUCCAAAAUUUCUGGAGGAUGCUAUAAGUUGGAAAAGGCUUUCGACUGUGCUGAGUGGAAGAUGAGCUUCGUUCAUUACAUUCCCCAGUCAGGGGGGGUCCGUCUCCCCCAUCCCUGCCAUUAACCCAGCUAACCAUAGAGAACAGGCUAUUUUUAAAGCAAGUUGUUCCUAAAUCAGGACUCCCCAAAUACUUCCUAACACCCUUGUUGCCCCAAAGGUGCUUCUACUAAUUGUUUACUGGCCGACUUAAAUGUUUUAUUUUUUUGUGCCUCUUUAGCUGGACAGCCACUGGGGUGGGGGUGUUUGUGGUCCCCCUUUUGGGGGCUAAAUAUGUGCUUUUGGGUACUAACACUAACAGGGCUUGAGGGGGGAGAGGAGAAGUGGGGUGAUUUCUACUUUUUAGUGACCGCUGCAAUAAAAGUGAAAGUGCAAGAACA
Molecule: messenger RNA, 4743 nt
Organism: Podarcis raffonei (Aeolian wall lizard)
Lineage: Eukaryota; Metazoa; Chordata; Lepidosauria; Squamata; Lacertidae
Gene: SLC12A9
Product: solute carrier family 12 member 9
Exons: 14
Coding region: 128-2929 (933 amino acids)
Biological process (GO): potassium ion import across plasma membrane; potassium ion homeostasis; cell volume homeostasis
Cellular component (GO): membrane
Molecular function (GO): potassium:chloride symporter activity
Source: RefSeq, a predicted model, not a curated record